CCAGCUGAGCUCCAGGUCCAGAGACCGACCGGAGAGCUCUGCGGGUUUUUCACAGAUCAGCAAAGCGAGGAAAAAGAAAAAGAGAGAAAAAAGUUUUCGCGCGUGGACCUGCGGUGCGGCUUCUGUCAGCAACAGCAGCUUCCAGCCCCAGCCGGUGUAAAGAGGGGGUGGUGUGGGUGUCUCUUCUGCGGGUAAGAGGCUGUGCAAUCCUCGGCAGUGUUCUGAGACUGUACGGCUCCCGAUCCCGAUCACCGUGAGCCUGGUGGACUAACCUAACCUACAGGGUUUUAAUGACAUGAUCUGUCAGAGGACUUCUGACCCGCGCACAUCGAUAUAAUAAAAAACCUACAGGUGUUACUUCUUUUGACUUCUAAAGUCGGACUUAACCUAGACUGUCGGGGAAUUACAACAGCAGAUAAAAACAUGACGGCCGAUAAGGAUAAAAAGAGGAGCAGCUCGGAGCGGCGUAAGGAGAAGUCUCGGGAUGCAGCUCGCUCCAGGCGCAGCAAAGAGACGGAGGUUUUCUAUGAGCUCGCUCACCAGCUGCCUUUACCCCACAGCGUUAGCUCUCACCUGGACAAGGCCUCCAUCAUGAGGCUGGCUAUCAGCUCCCUGCGCACACGCAAGGUGCUCGCCACAGGCUGUAGCAGCAGCAGCAGCAGCAGCAGCAGCAGCAGCAGCAGCAGCACCAGCAGCAGUGGCGGUGACGAUGGCGGUGACGAUGACGGACAGAUGGACAGUCUGUACCUGAAGUCUCUGGAGGGCUUCAUCACCAUGGUAACAUCCGACGGCGACAUGAUAUUCCUGUCCGAGAACAUCAGCAAAUUCAUGGGGCUCACGCAGGUUGACCUCACUGGUCACAGCAUCUUUGACUUCACACAUCCAUGUGACCACGAGGAGAUCCGAGAAAAUCUCAGCCUGAAGACAUCUGGCAGCGGCUUCGGUAAAAAAGGCAAAGACCUGAGUACUGAGCGAGACUUCUUCAUGAGGAUGAAAUGCACGGUGACCAACAGAGGACGCACCGUCAACCUCAAGUCAGCCAGCUGGAAGGUGCUGCAUUGCACCGGACACCUGAAGAUGUACAACAGCUGUCCUCCGCGCGUGCUGUGCGGCUUCACAGAGCCCCCGCUCACCUGCGCUGUCCUGAUGUGCGAACCCAUCGCGCACCCGUCCAACAUCGACACACCGCUGGACAGCAAGACCUUCCUGAGCAGACACAGCAUGGACAUGAAGUUCACCUACUGUGACGGGAGGGUAUCGGAGCUGAUGGGAUACACUCCUGAGGACCUGCUGGGUCGCUCGGUCUACGACUUUUACCACGCACUGGACUCAGACGGCGUCACCAAGAGCCACAACAACUUGUGUUCCAAGGGCCAGGCAGUGAGCGGUCAGUAUCGCAUGCUGGCUAAGAACGGAGGCUACGUCUGGGUAGAAACCCAGGGAACUGUUAUUUAUAACAGCCGCAACUCCCAGCCCCAGUGCAUCGUGUGCAUAAACUAUGUCCUCAGUGACAUCGAGGAGAAGUCGAUGAUUUUGUCCUUGAAGCAGACAGAGUCCCUGUUCAAACCACACCGCAUGAGCAGCUUCUUCACUGCUGGAGGUGCGGGUGUGACCGGAGAGCCGGGAGAAGCCCUCUUCCAGAAACUAAAAGAGGAACCGGAGGAGCUCACCGAGCUGGCUCCGACACCUGGAGACACAAUCAUCACCCUGGACUUCGAUGGCCCUCAGUUCGAGGAGCCCCAGCAGCCUGCAGGAUACACCCAGGUGUCUGCCGCAGCUAUGCCCCCUCUAGGACCUACUUCCUGGGCCAGCGAGAGCCACAAGCCUGCCCCUCCGGCAUCAGUUCCAAGGGACAUGGCUAACAUGGCCGGUGCAUUCACCGUGCAGCAGAAUCCGCCACCGGGCAGCGCCACUCCGAGCCUCAGUAGCUGCUCCACGCCCAGCAGCCCAGGUGAUUACUACAGCUCAGUGGAGAGUGACCUGAAGGUGGAGCUGACUGAGAAGCUCUUUUCUCUGAACACAAAGGGAAACACACCUGCAAACACCGAAAGCAACUUGAGUGACUUAGACCUGGAGACGUUGGCUCCUUACAUCCCGAUGGAUGGCGAGGACUUCCAGCUGAAUCCCAUCAUCACAGAGUCCGAGCCCCUAGAGGGGGGUCCAGCGGGAUCCAUUGGGAGCAAAAGCGGCCUGCCCAAAACACAACAGCCCACCCAAAAGAGCUUCAGCAACAUCGCCAGCCUCUUCCAGCCCCUGUCUCCCCCUCCUCAGCCACAAGGCCACUACCAGCACCAGGCAGCUGCGUCCUGGGCCGCAGGGGAGAAGAGAGGCUCCAGCCAGUUAGCUGUGGACUCCCGUGCAGGGUCUUGCAUAAUGGGGCACAUGCAGAAUCCUCCAUUCCAGGCUUCAGCAAGCACCCCUCUGUCCUCCAUAAGUGGCAGGCAGAAUCUGCAGUGGCCACCGGACCCUCUGAUAACGUACCACCAACAACAACAAGCCACCAAGGCGUACCUGAUGGACCAUUUGUCUGGAGAGGAGCGCCCGUCCUGCCAACAGAACAUGCCACACCUCAUGCAGAAACAGAGGUCCAUUGACAACUUUGUGCAAGCCUACAGAGACAUGAGUCCAGCCAGAGUGGCCAACAGUAUCAAGCGCUCCUUCACUCAGAUGGCUGUGGAUGAACGUACGCCUUCAGAACUCAUAUGGAAGAAGAUGAGGGGUGACACUUGUGCCGCCAUGGAUCGCUCCCUCAGCGCAGGAUCACUGACAGAGAUGGGCAGGAUGAUGCCCGGCAGCAUGUCUUCAUGUCUCAGCUCUGUGCAGCAACACCGGAAGUGUCAGUAUCCAGGAAACAGGAUAGGUGAGGGUAUCGCUAGCCGUCUGCUGGGCCCUACGUUUGAGUCCUACUGUCUGCCGGAGUUGACCCGCUACGACUGCGAGGUCAACGUCCCGCUGCAGGGCAGCCUGUACCUCCUCCACGGCUGUGACCUGCUGAGAGCCCUGGACCAGGCCACCUAGAGCCCUCAGAUUCAAAACCUGCCUUAGACCCGGACUUAUUCCCAACCCUAAGCCUCAGUCUGUAGCCCAAGACUAAGCCUUUCUUUACCUUCAUACCUCUGAGCCUUCUGAGAGCCCUUGGGGCUAAGCUACCUUUAGGGAAUGGUAUUCAUAACCACAUCCUGCCUUAUUUAGCUUGUAUGGCUCAGCCCACACUACUGUUCCCUGUCCCUUUAUAGAUCUGUACCUAGACCAUCUAAGCAAGCUGAGAUAUCAGGGUCACGGCCUUUUUCCUCUUGACUCAAAUCAGAUACAGGUUGAACACCAGUGUACAAAAGUUGCCCUGCAUUGAGCCAACCACAUAGAUGACCCACAUACAUAUAUAUUAACAUGCGUCAGUUGGUGAAAAAAGGUCAACGCGGGACAAUUAACAGAGUAAAAAUAAUGCAACACUCUGUCCGCGUCAAAAGGUCUUGACACCGGGAUCGUCGGGGUUUGGCGUAGACGUCUCUGUGUUCAGAAGCACCGGCUGAACUCGGGUCUUUGGUGAAAAAUGAGUAUUUGUGGCAUCGGGAUUCAAACGUUGAACCGGCCCGGUCUCCGUCACAGACCUCCACCCUGAUAUGAACUCUAUGCAGCUCAGUUCCCAGACCUACCUUCUCUUUAGCAGCUAACCCACUAGCUCAGAGGAGAGGUACUAUACUACCUAGACUACACUGUGUUCUUUCACUUUGAAUAUCUAACCAGCAAUUAAACCCAGCCGAGUUCUUAGUCUCUGUCAAAGUCAAAGUUGGGUAUCAUGAACUUGUUCUGAAUUGUAGCCAUGUUUAGAUUUAAAACAACCAAGAAUUUGUUUUUAAAUCAUUUCUCUCUUUAAAGCUUUAUCUUAUGAUUGAAAAGAUAAAGCUCCCAAAAAUCCCAAAUCACCUAUAUUAGGAUGUCCGACUGAAGUCAAAAUAACAUUUAACUUGUACAUGACAACACAGAGAAUAUUUCUUUCGUCACGUUUAGCUUACCUCGGCUUGAGUUAAGACAGACGCACUCAAACGGGCAUUAACCUGCCUGUUCUUGCCUGAAUCCAUCCCACCUGAGUCACCGUAACAUCUCCAUCAUCUGCUCUGUUUAAAUAUCAAAGUAGUGCAGUUUGAUCAUUCAGGAGUCUGUUUCACGGUAGCAUUACUUCUGCUUGAGUCAACUGUAAUGACAUAUGCAUUAUAUUGUUAUUUUACUUAUUAUAAUAACUCUAUUUUUCUGCUAUAGAACUCAGAUAUUUUAGCUUUUAUCAGAUGUCCCCAGGUUAUUGCAUCCUAAUCAACAGGAAAUACCAAUACUGCUUUACUUUUCCUCAUUUAUUUUUUUCAUGUUGUUAUUCGACCAGAUUCUUUUAUUUCUCGGGUCAAACUCACUUCACAUAUAUUACAAUACAUGUAUUCUACUGUAAGUUCUUUUUUAACUUCUCUUCUUAAAUCUGUCCUUUAUUUAUCCAAAUGUGUUUUUCUCUCGCUUGAUUUUCUCAGUCAGCUAAGUAGCUUGUGUGACUACAGGGUUUUUCUCCUAUUGUGCAAUUAUUUAAUUGAGCUAAAGCUUAUAUAGUCAGCAGCAAAGCUUGCCUUAUUCACCACACCGAUAGCUUGCGCAAAGGAUCUGACUUGCAUACACAGUAGUAGUUCAUGUGAUUACAUAUUGUAGACUUGCACACACACUUCACGCGAUCCAUACAAACCAGUGGUGUGCACAGACGAUCUAAGGAGCAGGGGUGGGAAGGAAAAAGGGGGCACCUCUUGUGAAUGAAAGUUUUACUUUAAGCUUUAAUUGUUGCCCUUAAUAGAUCACAUAUUUUAGGCUUUGUAACUAGAGAUCAAUUAUAUAUUAGCUUAUUUUGCAGAACUUGGUCACAUGUACUUUUUCUACCAUUCCAGGCCAGCCAUUGGUUUCCAUUCAUUUCUAAUACAUUUCUACAGGAAACAAAGUGUCUACACCACAAAAACAUAGUUUGCAGAAUGGUUAGCUGUAAUGUAAAGUAUGCAAGCUUUGUAGUAAAUGGGCUAAAACUUUCUUUUAGCUAACCGGAGUAUAUUUGGGGGUAUGUGAAGGGCAUUUGAGCCACAGGAGCUGAUCAGAGAUGCACUAAGAGGGCUCGAAAGAGCACUUUGGCUGAUCCGACGGACGAUUGGCCAAUCAGAUUGCCACUUGCGUAGGUUCUAGUAACCUCAGUUGCCCCUUUGUUGUUAUAUUAGCGAGAAAAUUAAUCAUCUCCUAUUUAAAAAAAAAAAAAAGGCCUUUUAAAUAAAGAAGGGCAGCAGAGGUUGCUCCCCUCACCCUCUUUGCACACCACACCACUGCACAAACCAAUCAGUCUGAAGUUGAUGGCAGCAGCAACUGCAUAAGCACUUACCCAUUCAGACUAUACAUAUGUACAGAGGAGCAGCAGCCUUAGUUCCAGUGCAGUACAGCAGCCUGUGAAGUGACUUGAAGUGUAUGUAUUAUUCUGUAUGGUUAGGACAAGGCCAGUUUAUAUUGUAAUUCACGACAUGGAGUGGCUGCCAAUAUCAGAAAGCUUUGACACAGACUAGUAUGAGUAUACCUAAUACACUAUGAACUAGGAGUAAGGUCAGAGUUUUUAUUUUCAGACUACAAACUGUAAUUUUCACCCAAAUGAUGUCAGUAAUCUCACCGACAGUAUGUGCUCUGUGGCGGCACGUUAACCAUUGUUCUCUGUUCUCUCCUUUCCUGUACACUCAAAGUAUUUUUUCUUAAUCUCACUCUAUUUUUUGAGGUAAUCCUCUUUGUGUGGUGACCACUUAUUAAGAGAAUGAGUUAUAGAUCUUUGUUCACAUAUCCGUUACGUAUUUAAAGACAACUGAUGUUGAAGAUAGUGUUUUUAGUGUUUGUGUUCUGGUACUUUGUCCUUAUCUACCCCCAUAGAUGCAGAUGGAUCAGAUCCCUCGCUGUGCAGUUUCCUCUCGUGCUGUUUCUGUGUUGUGGAAUUUUUUUUCCCCUCCAGGGUUUUAGCCUUAAAUAUCCUAUCGCUAAAAUAUCUAUUGGGUCUGUUGGCUGGGCAAUGCUGUUUUUUUGUUCUUGCUUUAAGACAAUAAAACUAAAAACAACAGGAAAAAAGUUCAGAUAAAAAAAUGAAUCGGUUUCACUUUUCAAAUAUGUAGCAUUUUGAAUAUUGUAAAGAAGGUGAAGUUGCCACAUAAUUAAUCAUAGUUUUUGAGUUGCAUAUAUAAAAGAAAUUGUGCUUCAUAGACAUGUAUGUGUCAUUUUUCUAGACUUUGUAUAACAUCCCUUGGAUCCUAACUCUAUAUUUUGAUGUCGUGCUGACAUUUUCUUUAAAGUCUAAAGAUUUUGAAUCCUUAUAAUGUGCCUUAUGUUUGUCCCACAUACUGAGUUUGCCCUUCAAGAGCACAGUUAACUUCCUUUGACUCUGGAGUCUAUUGUCGAAUAAAAUCCCAACUUGACGGAAUCUGAACACCUUAACAGUUAACAACCAGCUAGUAUUUGUUGUGUCCACUUAACUUUUGUACAUUGGAACACAAUGUCACAGUUGGGAUGAUUUUUCUUAUAAUAACCUCAGGUUUUGUCGUCAACAUCUCCUUAAUAUCCUCCUCUGAAGCAUUCAUUUAGAUCCAGAUAGAACAGCAGCCUGGCAGAAACACAUUAGAACCCAUUGUAGAUCCCCUGGUGAUAACAAGUUCACAUUGGUGAAAGGUUUUUAAGGGAAGGGAUUCCCCAGCUCAUCAAAACAACAUUUUUUUGUUGAUGAAGCUGCUUUUAAACUUUGGUUUGGUUGAGAGAGAUUUGACUUUACAGUAAAAGUUCUCCGGGGAGGGUGAAAGGUCAGAGGGGGACGGCAGUGACAAAGUUUGCAGAUUGCUUGACACACGUGUCGAGAGUCCAUUACAGUCACUCUGCAAACCAAAUUUGCAUGACUUUUAUCUUUAUAAAUAAAUAUACAGGCUGCACAGUUUGCCUUAAAAAAAUGGGGAAGGCAACAUGAUGAUGCAGAUGUUUAGAAAGGCUAUAACCAAAUCUGUUUCAGUGUUUAAACUGAAAGGACGUAUGUAUGAAAGGACAUAUGUAAAGCUGUCUGGCAGUGACUAAAAUGCUAUUACAACUAACGAUAAUAAGUCCAAAUCUAUGAAUAUUAACUCCAGGUUGUAGAAGAGUAAAUCAAGCCAGCUAAACCACAUGAUGUUUGAUAGGACUGGAUAUUAUCAUCAUCCUGAGAGGGGAUGUGGUCAGAGAAAGAGUUUGAGAAGUUAUGAAGGAGGAACGAAAAGAAGUGAUGUCGACUUGAAAGACACUAAAAGAGAGAGAUAGAUCCUGCUCAGCCUGCCCACUGAUGCAUAUCUCCUCAACUCCUCCACUCGACAUAUAACUCAUCUGUUACUACUCUCACUCCCCCUCUACCUUCACUUUCUUGUAAGACUCAAAAGCCAAAUUUGGUUUUCUCUCCUGAUCUGUCAGCAAUUACUUUAGGUAAGAGGGCAUUCUUAUCACUGCUCAAAUUCAGAGUUCUUCCUUUUUCAAUGUUGAAAGCAAAUUGAGAUAUUCCUAUUUGCAGGAUUAUGUAUAGUAUUAAAUAUGUUCUGUAUAAUGAUCAAUUAUAAUAAUGAAAGUUGGUUAGAUUACAGAAAAGCACCUUAAAGCAUGUUCAAAGCACCUUUUAAAUCAUUAUGUUCACUACGAUUUACGGAGUAUAAAAGUACAUUUUUGAAGACCAAAGAGUUUUUAGGCUGAACAUGUUUAAUGUUCUGAAACGAUGCGCCUGGAGGAAGAAAAGCACAUCAGAUGGACUUUAUUAACUGAUGAGAUUUGAACUAGAUUGGGUUAUUGUAUGUGGAAAGAGUUGGCUAGAUGGAAGUCGAUUUUAGAAAUAAAAAUCUAGGCAGAGGGGAGGUCCCGCCACCGUUUUAGGAUAGCUUCUGCUCCGCUAGCUUCGACCUGAAAUUUUAGAAUUGUUUAAAAAUGCCAAAUUUAUACAACCAGUCAUUUUAACAAAGAUUAAACAUAUUUUGUUAGGUUUUUUUGAAAUACACCUCAGUGAGUCUUAAAGCUUCUUAGGAGAUGUAGUUAUGUAUUCUGACUGUUUUAUCUUUGCGAAAAUGAAAACAAGUCAAAAUUCGGUUAUCUUGGAAUAUGGAUAGUCGACCGGAGGAGCAGGUGUCAAGAAGACAAAAUAGAGAAAACUCUCUGAGAGAAAAAGCAAAUGCUAGAAGCACAGAUGCUAACCAAAAAAUGGGCGGGGCUUAAUCUCUCUAUUUAAACCCUAGAAGGCUUAUCACCAGUCCUAGUGCUCAACAUGCUGUGCUGCUUGAAGGGUUCCCCCCCCCCCCAAAACAAAAGUGACAAAACAUGUCAUGAGUUGAUCCACUCAUUCAUUGCACCUCCUCUUUAAAGAAAAUAUCAGCAUUUUGUGUCUCAUGUGACAACAGGGUUUUUUUGUUUUUCCUUAUGGGAUCCAUGUUUAGCAACUUGUAUUCUGUUUUUGUCGAUGUCAUACAGUACAGUUAUAUUAGCUGAUCAAUGAUCUGCAUUUUUUUUAUAUGCUAAAAAUCCGUAUUGAUCUUAUUAUUAUCAUAUAUUGUUAUCAAUGGUAUUACUAUAUGGGGAAUUUAACCCGAUAAGAAGUUUGUGUUUAUGCACUGAUAUCUUAUUAUUAAAGCAUACUGAUCUUACCCUCCCUCA
Anarrhichthys ocellatus (wolf-eel) is the source of this 8688-nucleotide messenger RNA. RefSeq names its product endothelial PAS domain protein 1b (gene epas1b). The record is from RefSeq and is a predicted model, not a curated record. The transcript has 16 exons. NCBI's taxonomy places the organism in Eukaryota, Metazoa, Chordata, Actinopteri, Perciformes, Anarhichadidae. Gene Ontology annotation, cellular component: cytoplasm; transcription regulator complex; nucleus. Gene Ontology annotation, molecular function: RNA polymerase II transcription regulatory region sequence-specific DNA binding; protein dimerization activity; DNA-binding transcription factor activity, RNA polymerase II-specific. Gene Ontology annotation, biological process: regulation of transcription by RNA polymerase II; cellular response to hypoxia. Bases 424 to 3018 code for a protein of 864 amino acids.